CACCACCUCCUCCCGCUUCAACCCUUGAACCGCCAGCCGCCAGCCAAUCUCGGCGUCUCGUCUCGACCCACCCAAUACUCUUGACCCUACAACCCACCACGAAGGCGCCGCACCUCCUCUUCGUCCAGCCCUUAUCAUGAAUACCCUCCGGGGCACACUCCAGCGCUUUGGGUGGUCCAACGACCCACGCCCACGCACAGACGGAUUCGGUCGUCAUGAGGACAAGUACGCCCAGGGGAUUGGACCCGCUGGGCCGUCCGUCACAGCUGCGGCGGCCACUCGCGAUCGAGACGAGAGGAUGACCAAGAUCACAUUUUGGCUGCGCAUAGCAUCGCUGCUGCUCUGCUUCCUCGCCCUCAUUGUAGCAAUUGUGGCUGCGGUGUUUCAGAAGAAGUGGAUUGGCGGGCCUUCAGGCUUGACGGGAUUCUUGCUAUUCGCGACUGUGGCUUUUCUCCUCGUCAGCGCAGUAUUCACUCUGGUUCCUGUGCUGGUGGAGAGGGGAUCAGGAGGCAAGAAGCUGCCCGAGCUCGACCGAGCCCUCCGCGAGGAUCGAGCUGGCUUUGUAGGUAAUGGCUUCUGCCUCAUCCUCGGCGCCAUCGUUGCGGUCACGCAGACCAUCUCCACCCUCACCGCCCCAGCAUGCAAAGACGUUAACAAGGACCCGCACGUCAAGUCUUCGACGGGCAAGGAGGAUGACUACAAAGGGGCGCUACCUGGCUUCUGCAACACCAAGAGGGCGGAGACUGCCUUUUUGUGGCUGACGUGGAUUACGUUCCUCGCGCUGGGGGUCUUGUUCUUGCUGGAAUUCAAGAAGAGUAGGAAGGCGGGACCAAGGAUACCCCCAUUUGUUCAUCCUGGCGGAGCAAGCGAUGGCGGAGCCUUCCAGCCUCUCGGCGAUGGCGAAUUCGACGACGACGACGACCCGCAUGCUCACGCGCAGACGUACGACCAGCAGCAGCGCUACCCAGGCUACGACGAUGCGGCAGGCACCCAGCCGUAUGAGACGCCGAUGAUGCCCGGCAGAUAUGGCGGUGGUGGAGGAGGCUACUCAAAUCCAGUCUCGAACAUCGAAGCACGCUACGGCAUGCAGCACGCCCAGCCGCCUCCGCAGCAGUACGGCGCUUACGACCCUACGCCGGCAUCCGGGUACAAUACGACGCCGAAUCCGUUUGCGGACGCUUUGGCGCAGGCUCAGCCGCUCAGCUCCAACGCACCACCGACGGCAGGGUAUCGCCCGAGCUAUGACUAUGGAGCUUAUUCGGGAGGAGGAGGGGCACCGGCGCAGUACGAGGUGCCACAAAGGCGGUACUAAGUGUGCGGGGAGGCGCGCGCGUAUGGACAUUUGCUUUACUGCUUGGUUCACGGACUUUCUCAUAUCUCAUGUUGAUACUGGCUCUCAUUGCUCCGCUGUAUCAUCACCAGCUCGCUCGCUCGCUCAUCACUAUCAUCUAUUCAGGUUCCUUGUAGCAGGACGCGGCUAUGAACGCGUGGCGGCGUGGCGCGUCGAGUGGAGACAGGGCGGGGCGCCGGGCAAGGCGGAGCGGAGAGCGAGAUGAAGGUUGAGCGGG
Messenger RNA from Jaminaea rosea, 1568 nucleotides. RefSeq lists its product as hypothetical. Bases 299 to 1312 code for a protein of 337 amino acids. The transcript is spliced from 3 exons. Lineage: Eukaryota; Fungi; Basidiomycota; Exobasidiomycetes; Microstromatales. The record is from RefSeq and is a predicted model, not a curated record.